AUGCAACCAGCAUAUCCAUGGUCUCAACAGCGGCUCACGCUCACGCCUUCCCUCACGAUCCCGAAGCUCGGUGUCGCCCCUCCCAACACACCGUCGCCCUCGCCUUUCCCUAGAUAUGGUCAUGCGAUGCCGAUGACGGCCACUGCCGCGGGCGAACUUUUUAUAUUCGGCG
Molecule: messenger RNA, 172 nt
Organism: Laetiporus sulphureus 93-53
Lineage: Eukaryota; Fungi; Basidiomycota; Agaricomycetes; Polyporales; Laetiporaceae
Exons: 1
Source: RefSeq, a predicted model, not a curated record